UAAAUAUGUUUACCGAAACUUACUUCGAAACGAAGUAGGUAUAUUCAAAAAGUCUAUGGCUGAGUGUUUUUGUUUUCUCAUUAUUUUCUCUUUCUUUGAAAUUUAUUAUUUUAAAAUUUACCAAUAAAACAAAGAGUCAUAUUUAUACGGUAAAUCGCUAUGUAAAAUCAGUAGGUUAGUACUUGGUAGUAAAUCAAUAUGUGAGGAUAUUCAUGCGAAAUGGCUGUGAAUCCGAACUUGAUUAAGGAAGAUAACAGCAAUAAUUCCAGUGUCAAACUUGAAGAGGAUCUUGAUGAACUUCAAAUAUCUACAGUCAAUGAUAAUGAUAUUGAUGAUGGUGCAUUAGACAAACGAGUGAGUUCAAAGACUACUGAACUAGCCAAGUUUUCUGCAGUAGGGCAGCGUUCCUAUGCACCUGUUUUUGGUAGUGUCGCAGUGUCUAACUCUGAAAAUGUUCAGUUUGGUGACACUACACAUUUUCAUGGUCCUGUAACUAUCAUCCAUAACAACAAUGGUGUCGAAAAUGUGUCAUAUAUGCACUCAGAAGACGAGAAUCUGCCUGAACGAGAAAAAUAUUCAACAACAACGAAAUGUGAUGAAUCCGUUGUCAAAAAGUUUUAUGUUCACUCCUGGGUGAAGGUUGUAGUCUCUGCAGUAUGUGUCAUUCUAAUAGCAGUUACAUGUGCUUUAGCUCUAUUAGUACAAGGUAACAAAAAUAGUUCAAAUGAAACUGUAUCCGAUAUGGAAGCGGACACACCAUACUAUACAAGGGUGGUGGGAGUAUGUCAUGACAAUUUUCAAUUGAUCAUGUUUACAAUCAUGGUACCUUUAACAAUAAUAUUGAUGUUAUAUUCAUUACUAACACCUCAAACCUUGGACUUUGAUAAGAAAAGAAAAUUCCAUUCCACGAUUAGUACAAUUGAAGAAUUCGAAAAUCGCAUGACAAAAAAUGCUAAAAGGAAAGCGGACACUUUGUUGAUAGCGCCAAACCACUUGAGGAUAGUUUCAAGGACGGACUGGCUCGCUCAGCCUGUAGAAAAUGAGCUUGAUAAGAUUCGUCAACCGGUGCCAUGGGUUAUAAUAACGCACACAGCUACGGAAAGUUGUCACUCGCAGAGCGAGUGCGUACUUCGCGUCCGGCUGAUACAAAUGUUCCACAUAGAAUCCAGAAAUUGGGAUGAUAUCGGUUAUAAUUUUUUGGUCGCAGGCGAUGGUUCCGCUUAUUAUGGACGUGGGUGGGAUUAUAUCGGAGCACACACGCUAGGAUAUAACCGUUACAGUAUCGCUAUUGCCUUUAUAGGCACGUUCAACAAUGAAGCGCCACCUAAAAAACAAAUUGAAGCUUGUGAGAAACUUAUUAAACUCGGGGUACACUUAGGUAAACUGUCAAAAGACUACAAAUUGUUCGCCCACCGGCAGUUGGCAUCUACAUUGAGUCCUGGUGAUAAAUUGUUCGAUAUUAUUAAGACUUGGCCUCAUUUUGUAAAAGAUGCUUCAAAUAUCUCAGAGCUUAUUCCAAGUUAUUGAUUUUCAUAUAACUAGUUUUUUAAAAAGUGAUUUGGGCAUUAUCACAAAUAAACUAAGUACGAAUGAAGAUGACCUCGUUGUAUUAAUGAAUACAUUAUAUAUAUUAUGGUUUUAUUAUAACUUCACAUUUUUAAGGUUUGUUCACAAUAUUAUUGCUUAGCGAAUUUUAAAAUAUAUAGUUAUUUUUUUUGCUAAUAUUUAUGUUUUCAAUUUGAAAUAUACUUAUUUUAAACCCUUAUUGGGUUGUUUCUACAAUUAAAGUUAAAUUUAAUAAGUUGUAGAAACAACCCAUAAUAAGGAUGUUUCAAUUUUCUUUUUCGACAGACUAAUAAUUAAAUAUAUAUACUAAAGAAAGAAAGAUAAGGAAUAUGUUUCCAAUGUGAUAAAGUAGACUUCCUCACACAAAUGGUGCGCUCAAUAUUAUUAAGUUAUUAGUGUUUUGAUAUUAUAAGGGUAAUGUUAAGUAGUGUAUAGUAGCAAAAAUAAUGAAAAGAUAUAUUUAAUGAUGUGAUUUAUCAAUACGUAGCGUAUAUAUUAAAAUAUGGGUUCUGUUAAAGAAAAUUAAGUUGUUCAACAAUUGUAAAUUGUUAUUAAUUUGAAAUGAGAGAACAAAUUGUAUUUGUAUAAGUGUUCUAUUAAAUUUCAAAUUAAUGAACAGGGUAUGAUCUCGGUGCUAUUAGUGUUUGUAUAUAAAAACAUUUUGUUUAAAUGGCAUUUACCAAAUAGUUUAUAAAUACUUAUAUAUAAUGUUAUACUUUUUCCUUGUGAUUAAGGUGCUGCUCCCUAAUAGAUAAAAUAUUUUUAAUUUAGUUUUAUUUUGCUUUUUCCUAACAUUAUGUAUUUUUUAUUUGGUCAAUAUAGUUAUACAAAUUAAGUUUAGCCUCGAUAAGUAAGUUAAAGCUAAUUUAAGAAUGAAGAUUCUUCUCAAACUGGUUUUACCUUACUAAUAUCUAGCUUUGGCGACAUUAUUUUAAACGAGAUGUUACCGACAAAACUCUUAAUUAAAAUACCUAUUAAGAAAGCAAACAGGUGGUGAUAAAUUGUGUAAUAUAUUUUUGCUGUGAGAAUAAUUCUUAUAUUGAAUUAUGUAUAUGUUUUUGCUUACUGCUAUUCAUUCUUCAUUAAAAUAAUAAAUAAAUAUAAUAUUCUUAUUAACAGCUAUCGAUAUAUGGAUAUAUUACAUAACAGCAAUUUGCUCAAUUAACAAAAAAAAAGAAAAAAUAAACAAUGCAAAUGUGAUAUUGCUUUGUGCUUUACUUUUUGUAUAGUUAAAUAAUUAUAUUUUUAUGUUAUUUUUGUAGGAUAAUUUAGACUCUCUAGCAAUGAAAUGAAAUUAAUAAAUUACAUUUAGUCAUCUAAAAA
Molecule: messenger RNA, 2889 nt
Organism: Galleria mellonella (greater wax moth)
Lineage: Eukaryota; Metazoa; Arthropoda; Insecta; Lepidoptera; Pyralidae
Product: peptidoglycan-recognition protein LE-like
Exons: 5
Coding region: 220-1527 (435 amino acids)
Biological process (GO): peptidoglycan catabolic process
Molecular function (GO): zinc ion binding; N-acetylmuramoyl-L-alanine amidase activity
Source: RefSeq, a predicted model, not a curated record